UGACUUCUUAGUACUUUUUCCUAUCGACUACAUUACCGGCAGGCACCAUCAUUAGCUAUCCCGCCCAUAAAGCGUCACUGAUUCAAACUGCAGCCGAGGCAGAAGGAGAGAAAGCAGGGAGGCAGGCUGAUCACACACACUCAUACGCUGACGAGCAGAGGCAGAGAGAGGAGCACAUACAGCGAGUGAGAGACUGGAGAUCCUUCACUGGUUUUUUUUUUGCACUUGCAUGAACACAACCGUGGACCCCCCCAGGAUCUAAAGAUGUGGACAGAAGUCGGAAAGCUCGUGCUAUUACAUUUGCUACUCAUGGAGCUCCAUUGCGCUAAAGGAACUCAUACGGAAUCGGAGUGCGAAACCGGGCAGUUUCAGUGCAAGAACGGAAGGUGCAUCCCGACCCUGUGGAGAUGUGAUGAUGAUGAUGAUUGCUCAGACAGCAGCGACGAGGAGAAUUGUCCAAAGAAGACAUGUGCGACCACAGACUUUGCCUGUAAGAAUGGACAGUGCGUUCCGGCUAGGUGGCGCUGUGAUGGAGAGCCAGAGUGUGCAGACGGUUCAGAUGAGGCUGAUGCAAUCUGCAGCCGACAGACCUGUCCACCGGAGAAGUUUGAUUGCGGAGGGGCUGCCAGCAAAUGUGUCUCGUUGUCAUGGCGAUGCGACGGAGAAAGGGACUGUGAGAAUGGGGCAGAUGAAGAGCAGUGCGCUGCAGAUGCCAAAGCCUGUCCGUCCAAGGAUUUCCAGUGUCGUAACGGGAAGUGCGUGGCACCAAUCUUCGUCUGCGACGGCGACGACGACUGUGGGGACUCCAGUGACGAGGAGAAGUGCUCGGCUCCCACCUGCGGCCAGCACGAGUUCCGCUGCAAUGACUCUGAGUGUAUCCCAGCGCUGUGGAGCUGCGACGGUGACCCGGACUGUAAAGAUAAGUCAGACGAGUCCAUGGAGCGCUGCAGCAGGAGGACGGAGCCCCAGAAACCUCGCUGCCCGGUGGGAGAGUUCCAGUGCGGGAGCGGCGAGUGCGUCCAUAUGAACUGGAAAUGUGAUGGAGACGCAGACUGCAAGGAUAAGUCCGAUGAAGCGAACUGUCCACUGCUUACAUGUCGACCUGAUGAGUUCCAGUGCGGUGAUGGUUCCUGUAUCCACGGCACCAAACAGUGUAAUAAAGUCCACGACUGUCCAGACUACAGCGAUGAAGCUGGCUGUGUCAACACUACAAAGUGCGACGGGCCAAGAAAGUUCCGCUGUAAGAACGGGGAGUGUAUUGACAGCAACAAGGUGUGUGACAAUGUGAAAGACUGCAAGGACUGGUCUGAUGAACCUGUGAAGGAGUGCGGCCUGAAUGAGUGUACAGACAACAAUGGUGGCUGCUCCCACAUCUGCAGGGACCGGAGAAUUGGUUAUGAGUGUGACUGUCCCUCUGGGUACAAACUCCUGGACAAAAAGACUUGUGGAGACAUAGAUGAAUGUGAGAAUCCAGAUGCCUGCAGUCAGAUCUGCAUCAACUACAAAGGAGAUUAUAAGUGUGAGUGCUAUGAAGGAUACGAGAUGGACCCUGCCUCUAAGACCUGCAAGGCUGUGGGAAAGAGCCCGUACCUGAUGUUCACCAACCGCCAUGAGAUCCGUCGUAUUGACCUGCUGAAGAGUGAAUACACGCAGGUGGUUCCCACACUGAAGAACGCCGUGGCUCUGGAUGUAGACGUGUCUAUUAACAAGAUGUUCUGGUGUGAUCUAUAUCAUCAGAAAAUAUACAGCGCUUACAUCAACAAGGCGAGUGACUCUUCGCAGCAGGUGACACUCAUCGACUCUCUCCACUCCCCCGAGGGCCUGGCCGUUGACUGGGUCCACAAGAACAUCUACUGGACCGACUCGGGCAACAAGAGCAUCUCCGUCGCCACGGGAGACGGCCGGAAGAGGAAAGUGCUGAUAGCUACCGAGCUGAGCGAGCCGCGGGCCAUCGCAGUGGAUCCACACCAAGGGUUUAUGUACUGGUCAGACUGGGGAGGUCAGGCCAAAAUUGAGAAGGCUGGGAUGAACGGGGUGGAUCGACAGGUUCUGGUGUCUGAACACAUCGAGUGGCCCAAUGGAAUAACCCUGGACUUGUCCAACAGGCGUCUGUACUGGGUGGACUCCAAGCUGCACCUGCUAUCGAGCGUGGAUUUGAAUGGAGACAACCGCAAAGUGUUGCUGUCCUCCCAUCAUCACCUGGGACACCCCUUCGCUCUCACUGUCUUUGAGGAUCGCAUAUAUUGGACAGACUUGGAGGAUGAAGCGAUUUACAGCGCCAACCGUCUGACGGGGAACGAUGUGGCAAAAGUAGCAGAGCAUCUCAACAACCCCCUGGACCUGGUGGUGUUCCACGAACAGAGGCAACCCAAGGCCCCAGACACCUGUAACAUGGGCAGCCUGCCUAACGGUGGCUGUGAAUACCUCUGUCUGAAGGCCCCUCAGAUCACAGACCACUCCCCCAAGUACACCUGUGCCUGUCCUGACGGCAUGGAGCUGGGACCAGAUAUGAGGCGCUGCGCCGUGGUUCGACCCAGAACAACCACGACAGCAGCUACAACCACCACCACCACCAUGACAUCCCCCACCACAACCACUAGAACAACCACUAGCACGACUGUAACCACCACCACGACUCCACCCACAACCACCACCACCACUACUACUGUUGCUGCUGCUGCUGCCGCUGCUGCUACCACACUCAGACCCCCGGCCAGGCGUCUGACACCACAGCCACCUUCUCAGACCCCGAGGAGCACCUCCACCGAGCAUCCUCGGACCCCUGUUGCCACGAGUACAGAGACGACCAGUUUCAGCAGCACCAGUCAAAGGUCUACAUCCACACACACACCUCUAUUGGGCCCAGUGGCCCCCAACAGUAUUCAGAGAGAGAGCAACGCCAACCUCUCCCACAGAGCUGCAAGUGAUCACUACCUCAUAGGUAACAACAUCACGGUAGCUGUUCUGGGAAUAGUCAUUCCUAUCGUCCCUAUCCUUGCCACAGUGGUCAUCGGAUUGCUCUGCACCGGCGGAUACCUGGUUUGGCGCAACUGGCGGCGCAAGAACACCAAGAGCAUGAACUUCGAUAACCCCGUUUACCGCAAAACCACAGAGGACGACGACGACGAAAUCCACAUCGGGCGACACAGCGAGUCCAUCGGUCACGUCUACCCAGCAGUGAGUGGCAGCCACAGUCAGCCAUUCAUAGCGCUCCCUCUAGGGGGCGGCAUCACAGACAGCAACUCGCACUGGUACUCAGGGGCACCAAUGCUCUCCAGCAGCAAAUGAGAGAAAAGAAUCUUUGGAAGAAGAUUCUUUGGGAUAUGGGAGGAUGCGUAGGGAUUUGCUAAAGCCCGUUUGUUGUACAUGUACGCCUGGUGGAAAGAAAGAACAGGCCCGCACAUGCACACUCCCACAUACUCACGCAUCAUUUUUGCAGUUAUCACUGAAAACACCAGUCAUACACACAUAUUAAGCCCUGCACCAGUACACCAUGUUCACAAUUUAUUCACUUUCAUUGACCAUAAUCAUACAGUACAUACAUUUUAUCAACACACAUCCUUGUCGCCAACCUGCCAUCCCAUUUUUUUUGUUAACAUUCUGUGUGUUUUUCUGGUUGUUGAAAGUUUUUGUUUCGUUACUGGAAGACAAAUUUUCUCCUGAGGGCCCCAUUUGCCAACAAAACACAUAUCAUCUGUUGGUUUACAGCAGCAGCUGAUGCACAAGUUCUAAUUUUUUACGAGUCACUAGACAUCAGCAAGUAUUUGACACGAGCUAGGAAUUUUUUAGCUAAAAAUCACAACAAAGGGUUACCCAGGCAUUAAGGGGACAUUAAGGCUUAUGUAAUUAAUGCUGUCUUUAUGCAGUGCAGUAUGUGCAUGCUUUAUGGGGGGGCUUCUGCAGUGGCGUCUGUUUAUUAGUACAGCAGAGAUGAUUUUAGUGUUGAGAUGUCUGUGAGGCCAAGGAACAGUAGCUAUAUAGUCACCUCAGAAGGCUGACUGACAGGACAGCACAGCACAGGAUUAGACCUUUUUGCAAAUAAAUUGGAUUUUUAGAGUAGAUAGUAACAUCACGACACUGCCCUUAUGUGAAUUUUAUUUUUCUGUUACAGCUUAAAUAAGACAUAAAAGAUAGAAAGGGGAGCACAAAUCAGAGCCUAGGACGGUCUAAAAUAGAAUUUAUCUCAUAUUCUAUCUUGAGUGCAGCUGCAGAAGCGACGUAUCUUCACAUUUCAUGAGUUGCAGACUGCCCUAUUGAGUUCCCAUUGAUGCAGAUGCAUUUUUGAGAAUCACUGUUUGGCUUGAACCUGCAUUUUCUAAAAGAGACAAUGCCAGCUGUGAUUUGGACUCAAAUGUGCUUAAAUGAACCAGCAAAAGAGGAUGUCAUCAGGGUACUUACGCCAUUUAAUUAAUAUAUUUGUUGUUUUAGGUACAGGAGAGCAAGCAACGAAGGAAAGGGCAGCCAAAAAGGAUUAUGGGGGGGGAUGGGAGUCUAGCGCUUUGAUCGGUUGGCAUGGUAACACAGAUUUCUUUGUGUUGCUCCGGAGAGAAAGGAAGCAAAGAAUUCUGGGUAUCAUUGGCAUGAUGACAGGCUGGAGACACACACUCACACACACACACACACGAAACAGGUGCACGACUGAGUCAUAUUAAGAUUCAAGGUCGAAGUAACCAACCACCCUCGGUGAAGGGCUGCAGGGAGGGACGAUACUCUUUCUGGUCUCCCCGUUUUAUUAUCAGCUUCUGUACUGAUCUUUUUAUUGUCUUUCAGUCCUUUAACUUAUUUUCCUCUGCUCUCCUCUCCUCUCCUCUCCUCUCCUCCUCUCAUCAUGUUGUGGCAGCAUGGCAACUCAGACAGCCAGAGAAAUCAGGUUGGCAUUAUGUGGGCCAGAUAUUUGCAGCCGUAGGCAAGCAUCCUGCAUUUCUCACAUAGGAAGAGCCAGAGAAGGAGGGAAGGAACAAGGGGGGAAAUGGGAAAGAGGAGGAGAAGAAGAAGAAGAAGGUCAGGGAAAAGGAGGGAGAAGUGAAGACUGUGAUGAUAAGAAAAGGAGCAGGAGAAUUUUUUGGUGUGGGUGGCAUCUAGACUGGAAUCUAUCUCCUUUUCCUCUGAUUUUGUUCCUUUGUUCUCUGUUCAUCAUGCCGCUGUGUUUCCUUUUCCUGUUUCCUAUCUCAUUUCUCUCUCUCUCUCUCUCUCGCUCUCUCGCUCUGUCUCUCUCUCUCUCUCUCUCUCUCUCUGUCUCUCCACCAGCCUACUGUGGUAACGGUCUUUUUAUCUGCUGUUUGCAGCGCGUGGCACUCAGUCUGGAGGAUGAUGGCUAUCCCUGAGGGGGGAUGCAGCCUGCCCGCCCCCCACCCCACAUCCACCCCCAACCCACCCCCAAUCCCAUCCUGGCCCCUCCUCUCACCACAGCCUCCACACCACUACAAUGAGGCCAGUGCAGCGCAAAGGAGAAAGAGAAGGAGUCCUCAUUUUGCCUCCCCUUUUAAGGAGCAGGGAUGACAUGUACAUCUUGUAAAUCCCCUUCUCUCUCCUACUUUCUCCACUGGAGUAACAUUACUACCACUACUAGCCACUACUACUUCCUUUUAGUGCUAGUUUUUAGUGCUCGUGCUAGUAGCCUCUGCUCCACUCCUCUCUUCUCUCUCUGCCUCCUGUUAGCAGUAGUGGUGUGUAAAAUGCUGCUUGAUGAUUUUGUUCGAACUAACUUCAUUCGGCUGUCUCAGUGCACAUUGUAAAUACGAGGCUGUCUGGCCACCAUGCAAGGGGAAAGAGCCAGCAUGCAGUAUUUUUAAUUCCUCAUAUUAUGACUCCUUAUUUAUUUGUAUGUGUUUGCUGUUGUAAAUAUGAAAUCAGCAUCUCUCAGUGCACAGUGCUCAAGGUAGAUUUUGCAAGGGUAUAGUCGGCAUUUUAUUUUUUAUUUUUCCUCAUAUUUCCCCUUACAUCUUGAGUUGACAAGACAGGUGUUUUUUUAAAAAGGGGAAUGUCACCCUUUAUCACACCCAGCCCCUCAGAUUCCCUUGACAUAUUUAGGCAGGCAAAGCUAAAUAUAGCCGAGGGGAAAGGAGAAAGAGAAAAAUGAUUGGGCUGUCUGCGUGUUUGGAGGUGAUUUCGGGUUGAAAGAGCAAGGGAGGGUGCUUUCUGUUGAGAGGAAUAGGAGGAUUUGUGCCACCAGAGGGUAGUGCCUCAAGGCAAAAAGCAGCAGGGCAGAAAAGGCAAAGGAUUAUGGGUAAUCCUCUCUCCUGGUAUCAGAGGUAUGCGCACAGUCGAUAAUGAACUUGGGAUUGUUUGUUCAUUUUCGGUCGGUGUGUGUUCCUCUUUGACUUUUUGUUUGUUUUGCAUCUUCUGCAAUCAAUAUUGUAGAGGUAAAAGCCCAUUUCCAGACAGCAUAGAGAGUUACAAAACACUUUCCUGUGGCUGUUUUGAGAAAUAAGGCUCUGAGGUUCUGAGGUCACAGAGAUUCAAACAUCACAUCUAGCAUAAAUAAACAAAAUAAACUAUUUUCUAUUUCAUUCAAGAGAUUCAGAGGUUUUGGUUUUCAUUAUUUAAAAGAAAAAAACAAAAAGACUGUUCAAGCCUGUCAGGGAUUUGUUCUCUGUUGUUUAGUUGUUGAGUCUGUAUACAUUUAAAUGGAUAGUUGCACACCUUGGAAUAUAGAAAUGAAGUAUAAGAAAAUAAAGCACAGAUUGAAAUGAAGAGCCAGUUCUAACAUUGUGUGAGGCUUCUGAUUCCCGAUUAGGAGAAAGAACAAACAUCAAUAUAUUAGAAGAUUGAUAGCAGUAGACACCUGCCAAGUGUGAGUUCUUAUGUCUUUCCUAUAUUUUUAGCUAUAAGAGCCUUUAACAGUAAUAUACUUUUAUGGGUAUAGCUCCCAAACCAUCACUUUUCAUUUGAUUGGACAUAACUUGUUUCAAAACCUAAACACAAGUGUUUGAACUAAAGCACCCCGUAAAUAUGGAACUCAAUGUUUGCACAGCGCUGCUUUUGGUGUUUCAGAGCCCUAUAACUACCACGUCUUCACUUCUCCCUUUAACUGUGUAGCUGUGUGUUUCUAGAUGAGAUGCUGUAGAGAAAGAACCCACAUUUGUAUUAAAUCACUUCCUGCUGUCGCUGAUUGUUCAGUGUGGAUGUAAGUAGCCCCGUUUUGUAUAAAAAGAUGAGUAAUACGCUAAGCCUUCACUGACUGAGCCAAGCAUUGAUUUGAUUUGAAAGCUGGAUAUAGAGGAAAUGUGUAAACCAGCGUAAAGAGCUGAUCUUCCAUUGGCUUGCCACAGACAUGCUUCCAGCCCAUUGAAUCAGAUGGAAUUUAUGCCCAGUGAAUAUUGCAAUAAUUGCUUAGAAUGUGUUGUAAUGGUGAAUUACUAGAAGUCGUUAUGACAAGUUAACAUGAUAGCUGUUGCAAGUUGUUGUGGCAAAUUAACAAUUGUCCUAUUCUGGGUGUCAUUUAGUCUCUACAGGGCAUUUCAAAGUGGAUAAGCACACUCAUAAUGCAUUAUAUAAGAUAUAGAGCUGUUUUUGUGUGUCGGAAUUAUACAUACAAUACCGUUCUUCCAUUCUUAGAAUAACAAAUAUGAACAAGGGUUCGUUUCGGCUGAGCUUUGGUCUUUUUAUAAACCUGACAUAUGGCUGAAUAGCAAGCAAAAAAGCAUACAGUAUAAUGCAAACAUGAAAGUCUUCCAAAAUAGACUCAGCAUAUGUAUUCAUACAACUAUACAGGCAAUUUGUGCACACAGUCAAAACACAGCUGAUUACUGGUAGUUAUCACUCAUGGCUCACACUGUUUCUUGGAGAGGUUUGCUCAGUGUUAGAUGCUCAGGUAACCGCAGGGGAGGAAGAGACACGAAACAGACAGAGACAAAAGUAGGCAGGAUAUGACUGCCAGGAUUGAGACUAAACCAUAUGCGAACAGGUCUGCACUCAGAUGAUGAAUGGUGGGUCAUUUAUUCUUCCAGAUUUCUGCUGAUGUUGUCUCGCAGUACUCUGACACUCCCUCCCCUGACCACUCUCAGAAAAAUGGUACCCUUCUCUUCCCACUUUAUGAUGCACAGUGGGUGAUUUGUAUACACUGUAUUUGACAAGCGGUACGCUUGACAGGUAAAUUGCAGUCCCCUCCAACAUUUUCCCCAGCACGGCGCUCCCCCUACGCCUAUCUAACGAAUGAGGAUUGAGCACAAGGGGGAUGCCAUCUCCCUUCAUCUUAACCUUGUACAGAUGAAGCAAAAUGAAAUGUGUUACACGGUGGGGAGACUGUGACUCAGCUCAGCAUGAUCCUGGACUGGUUUGCUUGGUUCCUGCAGUGGUUUUUAGGCAGGAUUUGGGAUGGACAUAUAUGAAACAGUUUAAAUGGAUACAGCUGCAUUUUGAUAGAAAUGUAUAAAUAGUUUUAAUGUCAUCAGGAGGUAUGCUGGCUCAUGGGAAUUUUUAUAGAUGCUAACAUUGUCUAAAAACCUCUCAGUACUAAAGAAAAGAUUAAAAUAACGAUUAAUAAUGUAUGUAAAGUGACAAGAAGGAAAGACGCCACAGGUCUGAUAUCUUUGUGAAUUUAAGAUUUGAAAAAAAAAAUGCAAACCCUGGUCUGAACCUGCUCUACACCACACACUGUUGUUCGUGUCCAUGUUUGCUUCAGGUGUAAUGGAGUUCCAUACUGAGGGUUUGCAGUUAGGAGAAUAAAUUGCUUAUUUAUUGAGGUGACUGAGCGUGGCAUUGUAGAAAAGUUAUCAUUGCGACAGAGCAGCCGUCUCCCCAGAAGGACACGUAGAAAGUCCAGAGUGUCAUUCCUCAUAUGCGGUAAUUGUCGUCGUAGUAGAGGGCAUACUGUGACCGUAUGCUUUUCUGAACACCUACUGAUUGUUGUUCCAUAUUUACGGGGAUCAAAUAGGAGCUAAUCAAUGCUUUGAAGUCGGCGUCAUCAUAGUUUUACAAUCAGUAAGCCCAAUAAACAACAAGCUGCAGUUACAUCUAGUAUAAUUUAAUAAGUAUAAUUUUGAGCUCCCUGCCACCAUGCUGAAGAUGAAUAAUAAUGCAUUGUUUGCGUAUGUUUGUGUUUAGGUAAAUAUGUUGAAUUAUUCAGUUAUAAUAAUACAGGUGCUAUGUUGUAUAGGAAGGUGUGUCUCCAGGUUAGUUUUUUAUUAAUUAUUACUUGAAGUCUUUUCAGUGUUAACGCAGUAGUUACUGCAUUGGAGAACCAUGUGCAACAUGAUAUCUUGUACACGGUUAUUUAACACUAAGUAAUGGAAUAUUCCUAACAAAUGUGUAUAGUAAUAGGCAUUUGACAUUCACAACAGGUCCAACCAAAAUCCAUCCAUAACAAGACUAUUUCUGAUUUAUUUCAUGAGAAAUAUAUUAUAUGUUAUUAGCUGAUCAUAGAAAAUCCUAACAGCCCUGAUAACCCAUAAUCUAUUAUAAUUGUAUGCCGUAAUCAUAGCGUUCCUGAUUUGUGCUCCCUGUGCAUAACUUUCAUUCCUCUCUGCACUCUUCUAGUGAUCGUUCCCAAACAGAAAAUCUGAUCCAUGCUGCUUUAACCAGGAUGCACUGAAUGCUCUCUAACAUCUCUCACAUCUCUCCACCGCUUCAUUUUCUCAUGCACUGUAUCAAAAGUAACGCUACCUAUGGGACUUCAAGUCUUUCUGUGCUUGUUAUACUACUGAAUUUUAGUUUAAAGAGCAAAGUCAGCUUUGCUUUAUCAGUCCACUCAUGUUUCUCUUGCCACCCCCAUCUUCAUCUUAGCCAUCAACAUCUUUUCUUUGGCAAGGGCUAUCAGUCUUUGGGUAGACAGAUACAUACACACUGGACAAACGGAAAAAAACGCUGGAGGAAAUAACCUGGAACCCCACAAAUAACAAGAAACCCCCAGAGCUGGAAAAGAAAACCCUCUCCUGACUGUGAACCAGCGAACAGGCGAACAAGCAUGCUCAGCCAAGAGAAGCUGCCCCCCCGGCUACAGUUUUGGACUGUGAAAGGAACCCUCAUUGACUCUACUUGGCUGGCAUUUAGCUCUUGUUGACCCAGUGACUUUCCUUCACCAACUGGUUCCUCUUAUUAUCAUGUGGUUUUUUUGGACUGUGAGUCUGUAAGUGAGUUGUAGUUGUCACUCUCUCUUUCUCCUUGACAAACCAUUCCCAGUUUCAUAUUUGAUCUACUUGAUGUUUGAUUACUUGAAGGGCAGUGUUCAGUCGCCUACAUUUUUCUACCAGUCAGUGUAAAAUGAAGGUUUGGGGGAAGAAGACGGUGAAAUCUGUGUAUGUAAAUCUUUCUAUGGGUUGGGAUGAUGAUAUACAAGGGGCAACAUUUUGAUAACAACAGUACCGUCACAGGUUUGAACAAUAUUAACUUCAACAGGGAGAGUGAGGUGGGCAAUCAUUGCACACAUCAUCACUGAUACUAUUGGCUCCAGUUGUUUUGCAAAACUGUCUACCUGCAUUUUUCUCAAAAUGCCACUGAUGUGUUAUUCUCCGCAAGGAAAUCUCAAAAACCAUUCGGGGCUCUGUCCAUUCCACAGCCAUACGACAGGCAUUUUUUUAACGCUGUUUGUUGCACAAAACUUUUCAAGAAGCCUUCUGCACUGUGUAAAGAGAUAAUGUUCUUAAGAGGGGAGGACAAAAAGGGGGUGGGGGGGUUGGUCUAAUGGUACAGUCCAAUGGUUUUGAAUCAUGAUUUGUAAAUACGUUUUCAUACAGCAAAAACUUUUUGAUAAUGUUUUAAAUGUAUCUGUAAAAAAGAUGUACAUAAACCUCUGGGGUAAAAAGGAGUGUAGACUAUAUAUGAAUUUAUUUGUACACAAGAGCACUGGAUUUCUUUACUACUUGAUUGUAACUAAAAAUUAAUAAUCUGCCAAAGUGUUUUUAUUUUACUUUUUCUCCUGUCUCUUCCAUUCAUUUGUGUUUUUGCUUUUUAACAGCAUUGCAGAUUUUUAGUGUUCAUACUGUAUUUAAUUCUGUUGAAUAGAUUUUGUUGUUGUGUGUUUUUUAAAAAAAAAAAAAAAAAAGAAGAGGGGUUAUCAUUUUAAUUUAUUGGUGCCUUGUUUUGUGCUCCUGUAUACUUUUACUCUUUCUGUUUUUCUGUGUUACGUGUCUGCGGGAGGGCAAGGGAUGGACUGGUGGGUUGGUGAGGGGAGGGGUGGGGGGUGAGUUAAAAACUUAGCAACUUCUGUACUUACAUGGAAUAUCUGUACUGUAUGCCAAAAUGGUCACACUCACGUUUCUAUGAAAUCAAGCUGUUGAUAAAUAUCUCUAUAUAUUGAUAUAUUAAAUUUAUAAAAACUGUCCAA
This is a messenger RNA of Thunnus maccoyii (southern bluefin tuna), 11263 nucleotides long. RefSeq names its product low density lipoprotein receptor-related protein 8, apolipoprotein e receptor (gene lrp8). NCBI's taxonomy places the organism in Eukaryota, Metazoa, Chordata, Actinopteri, Scombriformes, Scombridae. Bases 265 to 3288 code for a protein of 1007 amino acids. The record is from RefSeq and is a predicted model, not a curated record. The transcript is spliced from 18 exons. Gene Ontology annotation, molecular function: protein binding; calcium ion binding.